Rotaria sp. Silwood2 is the source of this 1221-nucleotide messenger RNA. NCBI's taxonomy places the organism in Eukaryota, Metazoa, Rotifera, Eurotatoria, Philodinida, Philodinidae. The record is from the annotation of a GenBank genome assembly.
AUGCGUGCUGAUCAACUACUAAAACGACGUCAACAAGAACAUGAACAAAUGGAAAUGAAAAAGAAAAAAAUUGAAGAAGAAAAUCGUAUGCAAGCUAUUGAAGAAAAAUUUAAAGCACAUUAUGACGCUGUUGAACAAAUGCUUAAAACUGAUACAGUUGGUUUAGUUUCAUUAGAUGAAAUGAAAAAAAAACAAGAAGACAUGAUUCGUGCACGUGAACAACAAUUAGCUAGAGAAAAAGAAGCUAAACUUAGUGAAUCAAUGAAAAAUAAACUAAAUAAUCGAAAAGAUACGGGUGCACAUCAACGACCAAAUAAAUUAUCCUUUGCUGAUGAAUGGGAAGAAGAAGAAGAAGAAGAAGAAGAAGAAGAUAAUGAUGAUGAAGAUAAUGAACCAAUCACAAAAAAUCAACCCUUCGAAAUCGAAAAGCCUAUUACAACUGAUGAUAAUUCAUUAUCAAAUGAUAUACCAAAAAAUGAAGAUGUUGAUAGUAAUGAUAGUUCAUCACAACCAGGUCUAACUGCUGCUGAACUUGAUCGUCUUGUUGCUGCAAGCAAAAAGAAACGUCUUGGAAAAAAUCCAGAUGUCGAUACAAGUUUCUUACCAGAUAAAGAUCGUGAAGAAGAAGAACGAAUAUUACGUGAAAAACUUCGUCAAGAAUGGGUUGAAAAACAACAAAAAUUAAAAAAUGAAGAAGUUGAUCUUGUUUUUAGUUAUUGGGAUGGUUCAGGACAUCGUCGUUCAGUUCGAAUUAAAAAACGUAUGACAAUACAAAUGUUUCUUUCAAAAGCACUUGAAAUUCUUCGUCGUGAAAAUAUAUUUAAUGAAUUAAAAUCAGCUUCAGUUGAUCAACUCAUAUUCGUUAAAGAUGAUGUUAUACUUCCACAUCAUUAUUCAUUUUAUGAUUUUAUUGUGACACGUGCUCGUGGUCGCACAGGACUUUUAUUUACAUUCACAGAACCACUUAAACCAAAUGCUAUUGUUGAAGUACCAGCAACGGCUACAACAACAACGGGAAUGAAUGCAAAUGAUUCGACAUCAUCACCAUCAAAUGAUAAUCAAUCAUCAGGACAAACAAUAUCUCAUGCAGGAAAAAUUUGUUUACGUUCAUGGUACGAACGAAAUAAACAUAUUUUUCCUUCAUGUCGUUGGGAACCAUAUGAUCCUGAAAAACGUUGGAGUACACAUGAACAACCAAAAAAUCGUUUUUGUAUUAAAUAA